UUCAGUUGUGGCAAGCUGUGAAAUACAGAAAAAGCAAAUAAUGACUGACGAAUCAGGUGUAUUCCACCCAGGAAAUCAUGAAGCUGAGAUGUGCUAUGGAGGAGAAGCUGAUCUACACAAACAUGUGGCAGAAUGUAAGAAGAAUCCAGGACACAAAGGUUUUAUUCCUCUUAAAGAUUUCAACACAAGUUGUCUCCCCUCACGUUACCAUGACGACGAGCUCGUGUCUAAGACAAUCAAAACAUUGGCAGCCAUAACUGUCCAGGUAAAGACUAAAUUCACCAGUCUAGAGAGACCAGAGUUUUACCCAGGCACUCAAGUUCCAUAUCCAUGUUAUAAUGACAGAGGAAGUCACGUGAUGAGGUUAGGGACGGGGAGGGUGUAUGAUGUGUACAAGUACACAGAGAGUGACAGAACUUGUCGUUGUGCCAAGUGUCAAGUCUCUGCCACACCCAGCAAAGUGUGGGGAGAGAUUCGUGUGUUGACAGCCACACACGUGGUGUUUGAUGCCAGUGAGGCGAGACAGACCAGGUGUGUUUUAGGUUUUGAUGACAAUAAAAGUCCAGUGGUCUGUCUUGAUGGCUGGGGGGUGGAGGGUAGGCCAGACAUUGAGAGAGACUGGUGUUGGUUGAGUUAUGUGACAUGUGACUUAGAGUUGGUUGAUGAACUGAACAAGAUGUGUUGGCGCUUUAAAGAUCUACUUGGGGAAGUAAGUUACAAAUACGAGAGAUUUUUUGGUGUGGACAAGUUGACCGUUAUUGUGUCACAUCCUCAUGGCUGUCCUAAACAGGUCUCUGUAGGACAGUUGACACACAAACGUAAGAGGUUUGGCUUCAUGACCAGGUACUGGUACACAACAUGUACAUGUCCAGGCUCCAGUGGAGCGCCUGUCUACAUGCUGGGAUAUGUCGAGUGGUCGUAUGACCAUCCCCACAGUGGAUCAAACUCUGAAGGAAAUUAUAGUGGGGAAUGGAGUUUCUGA
Messenger RNA from Physella acuta, 982 nucleotides. RefSeq lists its product as uncharacterized. NCBI's taxonomy places the organism in Eukaryota, Metazoa, Mollusca, Gastropoda, Physidae. The record is from RefSeq and is a predicted model, not a curated record.